Messenger RNA from Antrostomus carolinensis (chuck-will's-widow), 419 nucleotides. RefSeq names its product synaptogyrin-3. The annotation marks the transcript as partial. Lineage: Eukaryota; Metazoa; Chordata; Aves; Caprimulgiformes; Caprimulgidae. The record is from RefSeq and is a predicted model, not a curated record. The transcript has 3 exons. Gene Ontology annotation, cellular component: synaptic vesicle membrane; neuromuscular junction.
AUGCUGAGAAUCAUUAGUAUCUUCUCCAUCGUGGUGUUUGGCUCCAUCGUGAACGAGUGCUACGUGAACAGGGACAGCCAGAGCUCGGAGCUGCUCUGCAUCUUCAACGAGAAUGAGAGUGCCUGCAGCUACGGCAUCGCCGUUGGCAUCAUUGCCUUCUUUGGCUGUAUCUUCUUCUUUGUGGUGGACCUCUACUUCCAGCAGAUCAGCAGCGUGAAGGACCGCAAACGGGCCGUCCUGCUGGACCUUGGCUUUUCAGGUUUCUUGUCCUUCUUGUGGUUUGUAGCUUUCUGCUUCCUAGCAAACCAGUGGCAACGGACAACGAUGAGCAGAGGGUUUUCGCAAGGAGCAGAUGCCGCCCGGGCAGCAAUCACCUUCUCUUUCUUCUCUAUCAUUGUCUGGGUGAGUUCAGCUUUGGA